UCGAAUUUCUCCGGUCGGUCUCUCUCUCUCUCCCGUGGUUCUCGGUUGCUCCGUUAAUGGAAUCAGAAUCGGAGGAGAAGCGCAAAUACUCCGCAACUUCUUGUACGAACUCAUGGCUUUUUAUUCGAAAAUCGUUUCAGCGGCUCAACAAGACUUGGACGCCGUCGAGAAAAAACAUGUAUUGCCAUUGGGACAUUAUAUUUUCUCCGUUGUUCAGAGAGAGAGAGAGACCAAGAGGACAUACAUAGGUGAAGCAGAAGCUGAGGAGAAUGUUUGAUGACCAGUUUCUUCAGUUUGACAUGGUUUAAUUCUCCUCAACUUGUCCUUAUAAAUCAGCAAGGAAGCGUGAUCAUCUCAGGUGAGCUCUACUUCAUUACCUAAGAAUCAUUAAAUCGACCUGGAGACAAAAUGGACUUGGCUCCUAAAAAGAACACAGCUAAUGUCACAUCCAAGGAGAUAGACCCAAUCGUAAAAUCCAAGUCCCCUCGCGCAAACCAUAUACAAGUCACUCCAUUCUCCCUCAAGCUAGGAGACAAUGUUCCCAGGAACCCUCAUUUCGAUCCCAAGAAGAUGGAUCCUCUCGUCAGACAUCAACCGUCAAAGUCUCCGACCGCAACUAAAGGAACCAACGAGGCUGAUUUAAAGCACAACACAUAUUCCAGCGAUGGUGAUAGCUUAGCAAUGAAGAAAAAUGCUCCUAACAAAAAUCUUCAUUAUGAUCCCAAGAAGAUUGUUCCUGUAACCACACCUGAAGUACACUCCCCAAACGCCACCAGAGCUCUUCACCAACACAGGACAAAGUCCCCAGACAACAAGAAAGCCCCUAGACAUAACGCGGAAUAUGCCUACGGUGAUAACAUGGUGGGACCAUCAGCUACACCUUUCAAGCCUCACACGGGAGGGGACGUGAGGUGGGACGCCAUUAACUCAGUCGCUUCAAGAGGCCCUCAAAUAGGCCUUGACAACUUCAGGCUUCUAAAACGUCUUGGUUACGGAGACAUAGGCAGCGUCUAUCUCGCUGACCUGCGAGGGACUAAUGCUGUUUUCGCGAUGAAGGUGAUGGAUAAGGCCUCGUUGGCCAGCAGGAACAAGUUACUGAGGGCUCAGACCGAAAGAGAGAUUCUUUCCUUACUUGAUCAUCCCUUCUUGCCUACGCUCUAUUCUUACUUUGAGACCGAGAAGUUUUACUGUCUGGUCAUGGAGUUCUGCAGCGGCGGAAAUCUCCAUUCUCUCAGACAGAAGCAGCCCAACAGGCGUUUCACAGAAGAGGCCGCGAGGUUCUACGCGUCCGAAGUGUUGUUGGCGUUGGAGUAUCUACACAUGUUGGGGAUUGUGUACAGAGACUUGAAGCCAGAGAACAUCCUUGUUCGAGACGAAGGCCACAUAAUGCUCUCUGAUUUCGACCUCUCCCUCCGUUGCUCCUUUAAUCCAACACUCGUCAAGUCCUCCUCAGUCUGCAGCGGAGGAGGUGCUAUCCUCAACGAGGAGUUUGCCGUCAAUGGCUGCAUGCAUCCCUCGGCCUUUCUCCCUCGUCUCCUCCCUUCCAAGAAAACCAGGAAAGCCAAAUCUGACUCAGGCCUAGGCGGCCUCUCCAUGCCAGAGCUCAUGGCAGAGCCAACGGAUGUGCGGUCAAUGUCCUUUGUAGGCACACACGAGUACCUGGCUCCAGAGAUCAUACGUGGAGAGGGACACGGCAGUGCUGUGGACUGGUGGACGUUUGGGAUCUUCCUCUAUGAGCUCCUCCAUGGGACAACGCCGUUCAAGGGUAAAGAAAACAGAGCCACGCUGCACAACGUGGUUGGUCAGCCGCUAAAGUUUCCGGAUAGCCCUCAUGUGAGCUCGGCGGCGCGUGAUCUCAUCCGUGGACUUCUUGUGAAGGAUCCUCACAGAAGGAUCGCUUACACGCGUGGAGCCACGGAGAUAAAGCAACAUCCUUUCUUUGAAGGGGUGAAUUGGGCUCUGGUGCGUAGUGCUUCCCCGCCUCACAUUCCUGACCCUGUAGACUUGGGACCGUCCAAUGCUGCGAGAGGGAAGGCCAAGGGUGGUCAUGUUGUUGGUGAUCACUGUAACUCUGUUAAGCCGGCUCAGGUCACUUGUGCUACUGGUCCUACUGAUGAUACGGCUUAUAUAGAUUUUGAGUAUUUUUAGAAUAAUACAGUAUUUGCUCCAUGCUGAGAUAUUCUCUAAAUUUUUUUUUGUUCAUAUUCUUAAUUUUUUGACGAAUACAGAUUGUGAUUUAUCAAGAGG
This is a messenger RNA of Eutrema salsugineum, 2247 nucleotides long. RefSeq names its product serine/threonine-protein kinase AGC1-5. The record is from RefSeq and is a predicted model, not a curated record. Gene Ontology annotation, biological process: protein phosphorylation. Gene Ontology annotation, molecular function: protein serine/threonine kinase activity; ATP binding. The coding region runs from base 409 to 2148 and encodes 579 amino acids. Lineage: Eukaryota; Viridiplantae; Streptophyta; Magnoliopsida; Brassicales; Brassicaceae. Gene Ontology annotation, cellular component: plasma membrane; nucleus; cytoplasm. The transcript is spliced from 4 exons.